CGACCGCCCCCGCAACAUGGCCCCUACAUGCUCCGCAAGCUGGUCGCCAACCUGCCAUUGUCCGCUGAUGGCGACUCCGACAAUGUCCGCAUAACGUGCGUCGAAGUAUCGGACGGCAAUCUCUACGUCGGCACCUCUGCCGCCGAGAUCCUUCACUUUGUCCUCCUGCCACCCGAGUCCGACGACGCUUCAGAUGAGCCCACGGCCAUUAUCGCCUCACGACUGGAGCCGCCGCACAACGAUGCCAAUGGCCCCGGUGUCCAGCAGAUCCUGCUGCUUCCCAACAUCAACAAGGCCUGCGUACUCUGCAACAACACCCUCUCGCUGUACUCGCUCCCCGAGCUGAGCCCUGACUCCACCUUCAAGCCAAUAGGAUGCCUUUGGGUCGGAGGGGUUGACUUGAACCAGGAUGUGUAUGCGUCGCCUGAAGAUGGCGUCGUCGUCGUCAUCGGGCUGAAGAAGCGACUGCGCCUGGUGCAGAUAUCCGAGAACUCUCCCCCGAAAGCCCUCAAAGCGAUCGAGUAUGGAGGCUGCUUGGUUUCGGUGCGCCGCGACACUUUCUCAUGCGCUGCCGAUGCGCACUCCUACGCGCUCUUGGAUGUCGUCCAUCAGCAAAAGAUUGGUCUUUUUCCAAUAUCAUCUCUGGACCCAGACGCUGGCGAUGUUGGUGGAGCUGCUGAGCAUCUUGCGACCGUGCCGAAUGCGCCUUCGAGAAGCAUAUCCUCUGCAAGCCCGCAUCCACGUCCAGACGAGCGGCACGGCCACUCAAGGAGCACAAGUCUGAAUGUCUUAGGCUUGGGCGCUCCUUCGUCUCGGACUGCAAGCCCACGUCCUCCACCACACCGAUAUGGUUUCGAUGUGCCAGAGUCAUUGUCUCGUGACAUGUCGCCAGUCCCAACACGACCCUCGGCAGGCGACGGAUCGGAAAGAGCAUCUAGCCACCCUCGUGGCGGCGCAACUUCGCCUGACAAACCUCUACCUCACCCCCCACAAGAUGCCGUGCCCCAGGAAGAGCCACCCCUACCGCAACCACCGCCGUUUGUUCCCCUAAAACCUCAUGUUGCAUCACCAAAUCCAAACGAGUUUCUGCUCACAGUGGGUACCACGCCUUCUGAUCAAGGUGUUGGUAUGUUUGUAAAUCUUGAUGGAGAUAUGUGUCGAGGCAGCAUUCAGUUCAGCAGUUAUCCUGACGCCAUUGUUGUAGACGGAUCGGGAAUGGAUUUGUCCACAUCCAUGAGUGCAAACAUGGACGCCGAAGAGGGGUACGUGUUGGCUGUUGUGCAUCGAGAACAUGAGGGUAACCUGGCCUAUGGUGUUGAGAUUCAACGGUGGGAUGUGGACCCAAGUGAUGGUGAAGUCGAAAAACAUUGGCUAAACUUUGGCCCAUUGGGCAUCCAAGGAGACAAUAGCGGCUCUCAUAUUUCGGUUCCAAUCGGCAUGCGUACUGUGGUUCAACCCUACGACUUGGUUAUCCGAGAAGUAGGCGCAAAGCUUACCGUACAGCCAUUGCUACUUGAGUCUAAAAGUGCUUUAGAAGGGACUGCCGAAAGACCAAAGGCCGAUACAAAGGCUGAUCGGGACUUCGUCGAGCGGCUGUCUAAACUGCAGUCGCAGACUGUUGUUUGGGCUGGAGAUCAGAUUUGGUGGGCAGUACGCAACCCCUUAGUGACUCGUUUAGAUGCUCGAAUCGAAGAGGCCCAAUACGCCACUCACGGGGAAAAGACACGCAUACAACCAAACCGAGCAUUGUUGGAGACCAUACUCGGCGACAUACGUGGGCAGGAGCCACGCAACGAGUCUGAGUAUCUCAGUCUCAUCUACGUCCGCCAAAAGGCCUCGCUCAUGCUUUUCAUGGACGUAGUUCUACGCACAAAGACAAACAUUAUCAUAUUCGAAAAUGAAAAGCGCAUCACCGAGCAGGCGCUCAUCGAGGGCGAGAUGGACCCGCGAGUGGUCCUGAGUCUAAUGCCAAUUCUCAACAAGGAAGUUGUUCAAGGAUCAGAGGGCAUACAAAUAUAUGGCGGGAUCACAACACUGGUAGAACAGUUCCUACACCAGGUUGAUUUCUCUUCUAUAUCCACCAACGUCAGUGGGCCAUUUGGAGACAACCUGCUGCAUUUCGUAAAGCGCUAUCUUCAAUUCUGGAAGAGGCGGAAAGGAAUGGCGAGUGUGACGAAUGACCCUUAUGUGUUCAAGACUAUUGAUGCAGCACUGCUGCAUAUCCUUCUGCUCUUGGACCAAGGAACUUCCAAAGGAACCUCGAGCCCAGGGACCCACCGAGCCGAGCUUUACGAACUUGUCGAUAGAGAAGUUGAGUGUUUUGACAGAGCAGUCGAGUUGCUCGAGCAAUUCAAGCGUCUCUUCGUUCUCAGUCGACUAUAUCAAGGCAAUUGUAAAGCUUCUGUCAAGGCAUCAAAGGUGCUCGCGACCUGGCGGCGUAUCGUGGAAGGCGAAGAAGACAAGGGUGGUGAACUCAUAGAUGGCGAGCUAAAAGUUCGAGAAUACCUGGGCAAGAUUAGAGAUCAGAGCCUGGUAGAAGAAUACGGCGCGUGGCUCGCAAACCGGAAUCCCAAGCUGGGUGUUCAAGUGUUCGCGGACGACCAGAGUAGGGUUAAAUUUGACCCUGCGCGAGCUGUUGCUUUACUGAGGGAGAAGGCACCGGGUGCUGUGAAGGAGUACCUCGAGUAUCUCGUAUUUGGAAGCAAGAAACAUCCACAAUACGUGAACGAGCUGAUUGCUUUCUAUCUUGAUACAGUCAUCACCGAACUUGAGAGGAAUCAAGAGUCGCGCGCCACGCUGACGCAAAGUUACGAGACGUACCGUAUCCUAGAGCCACCCAAGCCUACCUACUACUCAUUCAUAAGCGAUAAUGCUUUGGAUGUAGAGUGGUGGCAUGCCAGACUCCGCUUGCUUCAAUUACUCGGCGAGACAUCGUCAUACGACGUCGAUGCAGUGUUAUCACGUCUGCAACCUUACGAACAAGAGCUUGUCUCUGAAAUGAUCAUUUUGAAUGGUCGGCAGGAAAGACACGAAGAAGCAUUGAAGUUACUCACGCAUGGACUGGGUGACUACAACACGGCUAUAAACUACUGUCUCUAUGGCUACUCUUCCAUCCACCGCCCGGUAACAAUUGGCGCUCCACCUGUUUCGCGCAACCAGAUACCCACGCGGGCCGAGCAAUCUCGCAUGUUCGGCUUCCUCUUGCAGGAGUUCUUGAAGAUUGAAGACCUCUCUCAGCGUGUCGAACGUACAAGUGAGCUUCUUGAGCGCUUCGGAGGCUGGCUCGAUGUCGCUGAUGUGUUGGCCAUUGUGCCCGACGAAUGGUCGGUUGGUGCGUUUUCUGGGUUCUUGAUACAGGCUUUACGCAACAAUCGAGUAAAAGCACCCGACGCUUCAAACGCCAGCCACAGCUGGGCCCGAAACAAACUCACUUCAACCUCAUACCAUCAUUCCUGUUUUCACAAACAUCCAAUCACGCCCACAAUGCAGCGCCGCAUGCUCACCAAAGACGAUGAGGCCUCAGCGCAGAGCGAGGACCUAGAGGUGCGCCGCGAGGAUCAAGAGAAGAUCAACCGGUUCAGCUCUCUACACCAAAAAGAAGAGAUGCUUGAAGAAGAACUGCGGGCAAAGAUUAAGGAGAAGGAGGAUCUUGAAGAAAUCUCUGGCGAACUCGAACUCGUGGAUGAGGAAGAGAAAGUACCAUACAAGAUCGGCGACUGCUUUGUGUCGUUGCCGCAGCCCCAGGUCCUCGAGCUCCUGGGCUCAUCGACAGAGACGCUGGAAGCCGAGGUGGACUCGCUCAAGACGAAGCUGGAGGGCAUCCAGGAAGAGAUGGGAGAGCUCAAGAAGGCCCUAUACGGACGCUUUGGCCGCAGCAUCAACCUGGAGACUUGAAUCAUGUUCAUUCAUUCAAUCCAUGCCCUAUAUGUCUUCCGGGGCACUCCGAACUCCGACACAUGUGUGUGUGUAUGUGCAAAGAAAUCAGCAGUAAAGGAAAAAAAA
Exserohilum turcica Et28A is the source of this 4002-nucleotide messenger RNA. RefSeq lists its product as uncharacterized. Lineage: Eukaryota; Fungi; Ascomycota; Dothideomycetes; Pleosporales; Pleosporaceae. Gene Ontology annotation, cellular component: fungal-type vacuole membrane; cytoplasm; prefoldin complex. Bases 28 to 3894 code for a protein of 1288 amino acids. The record is from RefSeq and is a predicted model, not a curated record. The transcript is spliced from 7 exons. Gene Ontology annotation, biological process: endosomal vesicle fusion; autophagy; protein folding.